Messenger RNA from Pipistrellus nathusii (Nathusius's pipistrelle), 1008 nucleotides. NCBI's taxonomy places the organism in Eukaryota, Metazoa, Chordata, Mammalia, Chiroptera, Vespertilionidae. The record is from the annotation of a GenBank genome assembly.
AUGGCGGAGAGCUCGGACAAAGUCCCCAUCGCCCUGGUAGGGCCUGACGACGUGGAGUUCUGCAGCCCCCCGGCGUACGCCGCGGUGACCGUGAAGCCCGCCGGCCCCGCGCGGCUGCUCAAGGUCGGAGCUGUGGUCCUCAUCUCGGGGGCGGUGCUGCUGCUCUUCGGGGCCAUCGGGGCCUUUUACUUCUGGAAGGGGAGUGACAACCACAUUUACAAUGUGCAUUACACCAUGAGCAUCAAUGGGAAAUUACAAGAUGGGUCAAUGGAAAUAGAUCCUGGGAACAACUUGGAGACCUUUAAGAUGGGAAGUGGAGCUGAAGAGGCCAUUGAAGUCAAUGAUUUCCAGAAUGGCAUCACCGGAAUCCGCUUCGCGGGCGGAGAGAAGUGCUACAUCAAAGCGCAGGUGAAGGCGCGCGUCCCCGAGGUGGGCGCCGCGGCCAAGCAGAGCAUCGCCUCGGAACUGGAAGGCAAGAUCAUGCCAGUUAAGUAUGAAGAAAGUUCUCUCGUCUGGGUGGCUGUGGGCCAGCCCGUGAAGGACAGCAGCUUCCUGAGUGCCAAAGUCAUAGAACUCUGCGGAGAACUCCCUAUUUUCUGGCUUAAACCAACUUACCCAAAAGAAACUCAGAGGGAAAGAAGAGAAUUGGUAACACAAACUGUUACAAUCACCACCAGAAGACCACGCAGUGGACCACGGGGCAACCCAGGCCCUGGAAGACUGAGUAACAAAACCAGACCCAGCGUGCAGGACGACUCAGAGCCCUUCAACCCCGACAACCCCUACCACCAGCAGGAAGGGGAAGGCGUCAUGACGUUCGACCCUAGACUGGACCACGAAGGAAUCUGCUGCAUAGAAUGCAGGCGGAGCUACACCCAUUGCCAGAAGAUCUGUGAGCCCCUGGGAGGCUUCCAGCCAUGGCCCUACAAUUACCAGGGCUGCCGGUCAGCCUGCAGAGUCAUCAUGCCAUGUAGCUGGUGGGUGGCCCGCAUCUUGGGCAUGGUGUGA